UUUAAAACAUAUUCGUCAGUAUCGUUUGGUUAACAUGGGAAAACUAGGAAUAUUUGUGUUAUUAGUAUCAGUUUUCGUUGGUUAUAAAAUAAAGACAGUUCUUGAUCCUCCUCGUUUACCAGAAAAAUUGAAAGAAACUUGGUGGGGACCAGGAAAUCCAGAUUCCGUGAAAACUAUAAUCAAACCGUUUACUAUUAACGUGUCUGAUGAGGUUUUGAAAGAUUUGCAGUACAGAUUAGAUCAUCAUCGACCAUUUACACCCCCACUAGAAGGCAUCCAACAACAAUAUGGGAUGAACACCAAUCUUUUAAAAGAAAUUGUGGAUUAUUGGAGAAUGAAAUAUGAUUGGAGAAAACAAGAGAAGUAUUUGAAUAAAUUUCCACAGUAUACAAUUAAUAUUCAAGGAUUGGAUAUUCAUUUCAUUCAUAUCAAACCGAUUGUACCGCAAAAUAUUAAAAAAGUACCAUUGUUGAUUUUACAUGGUUGGCCUGGUUCUGUGAGGGAGUUCUAUGACAUUUUACCGAUAUUGACAACACCGCAAGAAGGAAGAGAUUUUGUCUUUGAAGUAAUUGUACCUCAUAUUCCAGGAUAUGGUUUUUCAAAACCUGCCAUCAGACCAGGCCUGAGUCCUGAUAACAUCGCACUUGUUUUCAAAAAUAUGAUGCACUCAUUAGGAUACCAGAAAUUUUACAUUCAAGGAGGGGAUUUUGGAGCGAUCAUCCUCAGAAAUUUAGCAGUUCUCUAUCCCGAAGUAGUACUAGGAUUUCACAGUAAUAUGUGUACUGUUUUGACACUAAAGAAAUACGUUAAAUCAUUAUUAGCUAGUAUCUUUCCGUCUUUUCCUAGUUGGUAUGUUCGACCAGAACAUUAUGAUCGAGUGUUUCCUGUGAAAGAACGUUUUUUUGAUACAAUUCGAGAAUCAGGAUAUCUUCAUGAACAGUCUACGAAGCCAGAUACAUUAGGAGCUGCUAUGAACGAAUCUCCGAUAGGAUUAGCUGCAUAUAUACUGGAAAAGUUCACUACAGGUACAAAUAAGACAUGGCAAAACCGAGAGGACGGUGGACUCUUAGAAUAUUUCACAUAUGACGAUUUGCUUGAUAACAUCAUGAUUUAUUGGAUAACCAAUUCUGCUACGACUUCGUUUAGAUUGUACGCGGAAACUUUCAACCGCGCUGUUACAGAAAAAGGAAUUUUGGGACAACCAAUACAUGUACCCACAGCAUGUUCCAGAUAUUCGAACGACUUUUAUACACCUGACGGUAUGCUGAAAGAUAUUUUCUUGAACCUUGUACAUUUGACAGAUUUUGACGGAGGACAUUUCGCUGCAUUCCAGUUACCAAAAAUUUUUGCCAAAGAUGUUUAUGAUGCUGUUGAGAAAUUCGAAGUAAUAAACAAUAAGUAAACAAUC
Messenger RNA from Diorhabda sublineata, 1408 nucleotides. RefSeq names its product juvenile hormone epoxide hydrolase 1-like. NCBI's taxonomy places the organism in Eukaryota, Metazoa, Arthropoda, Insecta, Coleoptera, Chrysomelidae. The coding region runs from base 35 to 1402 and encodes 455 amino acids. The record is from RefSeq and is a predicted model, not a curated record. The transcript has 5 exons. Gene Ontology annotation, molecular function: epoxide hydrolase activity. Gene Ontology annotation, biological process: epoxide metabolic process.